AUAUGGUUAUAAGACUAUGAUUUACAAGUCAAAAUCCUUUAAAACAAAGAGCAAAGGAUCAUUUACAUUUUUCUCCAAAUACUAACACCACCUUUAAACCACAAAGAUAAAAGAGAGGCCAAAGAUAAGAAAAGAGGGUUGAUACUGUCACAAAUCUUGAAGUAGGUGAAAAUUACUAGUGAAGACGAUGAAUGAGACAUCAAAAUGGUGGUGGAUUGGUGCAAAUCACAACACAUCAAAUUCCUCUCCUUGGCUUAACUCUACUCUCACUGAUCUUGAUGCAAAGACUAAGGAAAUGCUAAGAGUAAUUGAUGAGCUCGAUGAUGAAGGAGAUUCCUUUAUGAAACGAGCAAAGAUUUAUUUCGAGAAUAUGCCAAAGCUCAUUGCCAUGGUCGAGGAUUUAUACCGCUCGCAUCGUUCCUUGGCGCAGAAGCAUGAUCUCUUGAUCAAAACCUCUUCUCUGAAUUCGAACAGCCAUAACUCAUCAACCUGCGACGAGCUCCGGUCGGAAUUGUGUGAAGAAACAGAGUCUGAUGGUGAAGCUGUAAAUGAAAAAGACCAAAUUAUUGAAUUUGGCGAUGAUGGUGAGACAAUGAAGGAAGAGUUGGAGAGAUUGAGAGAAGAAAACAGAGUUUACAAGAAGAUGAUGGGAGAGAAGAAACAAGUAGUGACUUUGUUGCUUGCAAAUUUAGUUAGGGAAUCUGAGUGGUUGAGAGUAACUUUGCACAAAUGGUUGGAUGAUGAGUAUUGCCCUGAGCCAACCAAUGUCAAGAUCAGUAAAGUAGCUGCAAAGUCUUACUACAGUUCAUUGCUAAAGAAAGAAACUGACAUGGGAGAGAUUUUGUUGAAGAUGGCUCAAGAUUUAACUUCCAUAUCAUACCAAGAAAGCUUCCAUGGAGCUUUCACAUCCGCAAAUGCAGCUAUAAAUUUGAUUGUUGACAGAAUAGAAACCGGCCUACUCUAGUCUAGUGACUCUAGUCUAGUUUAGUUUAGUUC
Messenger RNA from Arabidopsis arenosa, 996 nucleotides. The record is from the annotation of a GenBank genome assembly. NCBI's taxonomy places the organism in Eukaryota, Viridiplantae, Streptophyta, Magnoliopsida, Brassicales, Brassicaceae.